Ostrea edulis (European flat oyster) is the source of this 3469-nucleotide messenger RNA. RefSeq names its product protein giant-like. Gene Ontology annotation, molecular function: RNA polymerase II cis-regulatory region sequence-specific DNA binding; DNA-binding transcription factor activity, RNA polymerase II-specific. The transcript has 2 exons. Gene Ontology annotation, cellular component: nucleus. The record is from RefSeq and is a predicted model, not a curated record. NCBI's taxonomy places the organism in Eukaryota, Metazoa, Mollusca, Bivalvia, Ostreida, Ostreidae. Gene Ontology annotation, biological process: regulation of transcription by RNA polymerase II. The coding region runs from base 1066 to 2190 and encodes 374 amino acids.
UUUUAUUUUAUCAAAUUACUGUGGAAAGUUUAUUCUGAAAACUCGUACUGCUACAAAGAUUUAACAAAAAGGUUCAAAUGACAACUUACACCGUGUGAUAUAUAGCUUUUGUCUGUGCGAAGGUUGGGCUAUAUUUCAUUCACCAAGGAAUGUUUAUCCCUGGUCAGCUAUUUGCUCUGUAUAUUGCUGCGAGUAUCAAGGUAGCCGCUUUUCUUCAAACUGAUAAAGUAUUGCGAUAUGACAAGCCAGCUAAAAAUAUACACCCCUGACCUGACCCAAACUGAACCAGUGAAGUGUCCAAAUGCCUCGCUCUGUCCUUUAAGAAGACGGCCGCAAAAAAAAGAUUUAAUGCAUGACACGGGUCAUUUGCUAUUUAUGGUUAGGCGAACUUUCCGUGUACAGCCUUUUGGGGAUUUUUCCUUUGAAUUUUUUAACUGUUGGCGAUGAUUGAAGUUUUUUCUUUUUGCAUUUGUUAACGUGCUUACAAAUAUAACGAGGAAAAAAUAGUGGAGUAUCGAUUCGCAUCACUUAUAACGAUAGCUAAACAUGUUCAAACCAGUGACACGCGGUGUUAUUCUUUUCAAAAGAUUAUAUUUUAUGAACGACUAUAUACAUUGGAACGGAAACGAGGCUUUAACCCAUUGGCUUUGCAUCUUACGCAACUUCUAUUUCGUUCACUGACCAAUAGGGGGCGGGAUUUAUUGGCGAUGCGAGGCAUGAGUGAAACGAUGGACAUGCCCUCUUGUCCGUCGAGAUGGCGAUUGGAUAGUUAGUUUAGGAUUACGUGAUAUGCCUAAUGCAUAUGGGGAUUCUCAGUAGCGUCAAGUUUAAUAACAUAAACAUUAGGAUAUGUUAAGCAACAACGAGCAUGUUCGAACGUAAAACAUUUGCAGUUCAAGGGCGUGUUAAGAUUGUUAACUGUACAUAAACCAUGGAUAUACAUUGUCAAACGUGAUCUGUACAUAUAUUUGUGAAUCAAAACAAACGCUCUAAUGAAUCAUAAAGUCAAAGGAGUGAUUUGUGGAAGGAAAUUAAACAUCGUAGUCGGAGAAAUUGUCACAUGCGAUGGCUAGCAAUGGAUCCAAAAACAUUCAAGGAGAAUUAUUUCACAACGUUGGUUUAACACCCGACGAACAGACAGGCAUGUGCAACGGAAACGGUUCGAUUGAGCACAAAAUUAUCAAAGACGAAACCAGUAGCUAUUGUUCCGAAGAAUCUGUCGAUUCCCCUCUGGAUUUUUCCUUCAAACGAAGACAUUGUGAAACUGAAGCUUCUAGUACAGGUUCCCCUAAUUCUCCUGGAUCUACGCAAGGGGGAUCUGUGAACUAUGGAGAGGACAAAAAAUUUUCCGACAACGAGGAUGGAUCGUCUUGUAAUGGAAAUUCAAACCAUGGAAUUUAUAAAAGGGAAUAUAACAACAGAAUGCCCUCUUCAAACCAAACAGUCAGCCCAGGAAUAGCAAGCGUCGUCCAAGCCAUUCAGUCUGGUGCUAUUCCGUCAGUUGCAGCAGCAAGUAUGUGUGGAUCGUUUCCUGCUAUUGCUGCUCUUAUGGACCCUAGAAUUACAUCUCAGCCCUCUAAUAAAUCAUCGCGACCGUUCAAAGCAUAUCCAAAGGAACCACUUUCUGUUCCAUUUGGUUGUUUUGGAAUGAAUCCAUAUCAGACAUUGGAAUCGAAUAUGUUACAGGGAUUAAAUCUUAGUAGUGAAGAUAUAAUGCACCUAUAUAAACACCAGUUACGAAGUCUACAAGAGCAGCAUUCAGAAUCGCAUAGAAGUCUCAUGAAACCAAGCACUUUGUCAAGUGCUACUGCCACAAGUUCACAUACGGGUACCUCAACAUCCUAUAAUCCACAACACCACAGCGCCCCAAAUACUCCAACCAGUCCAUCAUUUAAUCGUGUCCAAACACAAUCAGUCCCCAGCACCAGCUCCGAACAGAUGACAACGCACUCUAGCAGCAGACGAAGAGCUAGGACGUUUCCUGACGACCAAAAGGAUGAGGCUUAUUGGGAAAGGAGAAGAAAGAACAACGAAGCUGCAAAAAGAUCCAGGGAUGCUAGGAGGGCAAAAGAAGAUGAAAUAGCUAUACGGGCUGCUUUGUUAGAGCAAGAAAAUUUGAAAUUACGGGUAGAAGUUGCUGCGUUAAAAACAGAAACUGCCAAGUUACGAUGUAUGUUAUAUAACACAUAGACCUCUGGUAAAUAUGUCAGUUUUCUUUGUUACUUUGUUAGAGGAAAUUACUUGUCCAUGUUUUUGUCUUGAUAAAAGUUUUCCUUCUCUCAGGUAUGCUCGUAUGCAAUGUUUGUUAUCAAGUGAUAUUUUAUAGGAAUCAUCAAUCAUUUCCUGUUAGGUCGACUUGUCAUGGGGCAGCUAAUAGUUAUCAAUGAAAACCAAACAACUAACGGGACCUCAUUGAAAUUUUAAAAGAUUUACAGGCUAAAACACUGUUGACACAAUAAACGAAAUGAAAUUUUUUAAGUGCUAUCCCCUUUCAUGGUCUUUCUUAUUUGGAAGAUGUGGCAGUUUUGUAAAUAAAGAUCUUAUAACUGUUGGAAACAAAUGUUGAAUGGACUCUUUUAAUGUAUGCAUGUGUGUCACAAUCUGUUGUUUGAAUGUUCAUGUCUAUGUAUCGUAACAAAAGUUAUGUAUUCUCUUUUCAUCACCAUGUGUCAUGAAAGAAAAGGGAGCAUAAUUUGCAUUUCUUCUUUUAUUUUCGUAUGACUUAACUCAGGGAGCUCACUACAACAAAUCAACUGUAUUCAUUAUUCCUUAUAUGUAUAUUAUUUUCUUUUUUUUUUAAUGUGUGUAUAUGUGGUGCAUUGAUAAAGAUGAUAAUGGGUUUUAUGAAAUAUAUGUAUAUGGCCUUUAUCUGAUUUUUCUUAUUAUGACAUGAACUUUUCAUGUGAAUUACACAACCCUUCAAUAUUUUAACGCUCUAACAAUUAAUGUUUUCAUAGAUUUUAAUUCUACUAUAAUUUAUCAAAUGGUUUAUAUCCAUUUUACACAAUUUUCUGAACAAUUGGGUUUUACACUAAGGAUAUUCAAUACAACAAAUGAUAACUUUGAAUAUGUGUUAUAUUUGAAUCGUUAAGUCGAUUAGUUAAAUAUAUCGCCAGAAUGUUUGCAUACUGUCAUUAGAAUUCUCAAUUGUACGCGGCUAUACUGCCUACCUCAUGAAUUUUGCCUUAUGUAGAUUGUCUUCGGACACCGUGUAACCAUACCUCUUUGUAUUUUUGUUACAAGCUGUUAAAUACUCUUUAUUUUUAAGAUAUUUUCAUUUGUACAUUUUAUGUGACACAAAUUAUAUAUCAACUAAUAUUAUACCAACGAGUUUGCAUGGGUUACAAAUUGAGCGAUUUUCAUUAUUCCGCAGAUCAAAGAAAGUAGAAUUUUAAGAUUCCUGUCAUUGAUAAAAGGCUUUUCCCCCUUGUCUAUAUUUUGGAAUAAAACUGUUAAACUAUACUUUUAA